GGAAAGUGAGAGAGAAGAUCUGUGCAUUUUAGACUAGGGGGAGGAGGGAGGGGGAAAGGGAAGCUGAGGCUGUAAGAGAUGCAGAGAAGGAGGGAAAGGCAGAAGCCAGCAAGGGAGGUAUAGGAGACUCUGGGAGGACCGAAGAAGGAGGGAGCAGGAGAGAGGGAAGGCGGGAGAGGCAGGGCAGAUAAAAGCGGGGAGGAGAGGGAAGGGGGGAAUAGAAUAGAAUAGACAGAUGGGGGGACACUGAAGGAGUGGGGAGAAAGAGAAAGGGGAAGAACAGCCUAGAGAGGAGGGGAAGGGAAAGACAGGUGAGUGAAGGAGGGACAGACAGAAGGUGGAGAAACAGGGAGGAGGAGAACAGCAAAAAGAGAGAGGCAAGCAAGGAGAGGUGGGAAAGCAGCAGACAGGAGAGAGGGGACAGAAAGAAAGAGAGCAACUGAAGAGAGGAAGCGGAAAAGAAAGAAGUUAAGUUAGGGACUCCAAAGAUCUCAUCCCAUCCUUACCUGCUGCCUGCCUCCCCUCCUCCCCAUCUUAUUCUCCAGCAGGACCACCACGACCCACGUAGCAAGGAGUCCCACAGCUCAACUCCUCUGACCUUUCCCCCCAAAAGGGAAAGGAGGCAAGAUUGGGCGAGGGGGCGGCGGGGGGAGGGGGCUGUCGGAUGUACACCCCUACGGAGUGAUAUCCCACAUCACAAACUCUUUGCAUCCCCUAGCCUUCCCCCCUCCCCCUCCCCCACGCCACCUCCAUCUUCCCAAAAUCUAAUCUACGUUGUGAGAGGAGGGGGGCAGGAGUUAUCCCCUGGAGAGGGGGCGGGAGAAAGAUGGAGGGCUGGGAAGAGAGCUAGGAAAGGCGGGCGGGGGGGGGCAGACGGGAGAUAGAGAGAUAAAUAGCUAGCUAGAGUGAGCAUGGAGAGGGCAGCAGGGGGCUUUCAAAGGUGAGGGGGGUUGUCUGGGGACCAUAAGGACUCACUGGACCACGCGUGGAUCUCCGGCGGUGGGGGGGCGGGCACCAGUGCCGUCUCCAGUGCCUGCGGACCGGGGUUACUGCCACACGGGAUGCUGAGGAGGGGACAAAUCCAAUUCUGAGCCCCCCCCUUCCUUCUACACCAUGAUGGGGACCAGCCUGGGGGGGCUUUAUCUGCUGGGAGUAUUGGCAGCAACUUGUAUGGCUGUACAGUUUGUUCCUGCCAAGACUUAUGAGGACUGGUGGGCAUACAAGGAGACCCUGCAUGGUAGCUUUGUGCCAGGUCCCCCGUUCUGGGGCCUGGUGAAUUCAGCUUGGAGCCUCUGCACCAUUGGCAAACGCCAGUCACCCGUGGAUGUGAACACGAGCCAAAUGGUAUUCGACCCCUUCCUUCCACCCCUUCGACUAAGCAUCGGCGGGAAGAAGAUACAGAUCAGUGGCACCAUGUACAACACAGGGCGGCAUGUCUCCUUCCGCCCAGACCCGCUGCAGCUGGUCAAUGUUUCCGGAGGCCCUCUGCUAUAUAGCCACCGCCUCCAGGAGCUGCGCCUCCACUUUGGAAGCGAAGACGGAUUUGGCUCUGAGCACCGAAUAGAUGGCGAGGAGUUUUCUGCCGAGGUGCAGCUGAUCCACUACAACCAGGAGCUGUACCCCAAUAUCUCAGAGGCCUCGCGCAACCCCAAUGGUUUGGCUGUCAUUUCCAUCUUUGCCAAUAUCGGGCCUACCCCCAACCCAUUCCUGACCAGGCUGUUAAACAGAGAGACCAUUACCCGGAUCUCCUAUAAGAAUGAUGCAUAUCUUCUCCAUGAUCUGAAUCUGGAGGACCUUUACCCUGAGACAUUUGGCUUCAUCACCUACCAAGGAUCCAUGUCAACCCCUCCAUGCUAUGAAACAGUCACCUGGAUCCUCAUUGACCGACCCAUCAACAUUACCUCAGUACAGAUACAUUCUCUCCGCCUCCUCAGCCAGAACCUUCCUUCUCAGAUUUUCCGGAGCAUGAGUGACAAUUCAAGACCCAUUCAGCCCCUCUUGCAUCGAAGCCUCCGGAGCAACAGAGAUCUGCGGCGUCCCACUCGACGUUGCAAGGGGGCCAACUACAGAUUACAUGUGGAUGGUGCACGGCCUCCCAAAACUGCGUUGUAGCUGGGGUCUGUGAAUGUUUGAGGGUGGUUGUUGCUCCCUCAAUAUUUGAUGUCUUACUGAGGAAGCUACAGUCCUCACCUCUGGAUGACUGUUACGCCUCCCCCCACCCAUAUGAAGGAGAAUAAUAUGGGAUGCCUCCAAGCCACACUGUUGUGUUUGUAUCAGGGGUGUUUACACCGCUGCCGCAUACACACACUCAAUGUAUCUUUCAGAGGCUUAAAAGAAAAAAGAGAUAACAGCAAUUUCUUAGCAGAAUGUGGCAUGCUCCAGUUGAAAAGCUUUAUCUCAAAAAUUAUUGGGGACCUUGGAAACUUGAGCACUAGAAUCUUGCCCUCUGAAAUUGCCCUCCUGCUUUCCCCAAGGCAAAAACUUUUGAUCUGGACAUCAAAUAUACUCAAAAUCUCUACAAAUCCCAGGUGUUAGGGAGAAAGAAUGUACCCCAAAUGUUGUACAGUCCAGUUGAGCUGUAUUUGACAGAAGGCUGCACCCCAAAGGCUGCCCACGCUGCAGAAUGUUUGGUAGGACAAAUAAGCGCAAGACUAUUGUCAUUGUGAUAGAGUGCAUCCCAAGACAGUUGUGAGACAUUCUGCAAACCUCAGGGGCCAUGGGAAAUAAAAUUAAAGAAGGCCUAUGCCCCACAAAAAUGAAUGCCUUGAAUUUCAGAAAGUUGUAGGGGGCACAGAGACAUACAGAAACACCCUCAGAAAUUCUGAGCCCUUUUCCUUUACUUUUUGGGAGAGACAUACAUAUGCGACUUCACCCCCCUUUCUGUGGGAGCUUGAAGGAAUCUGGAGAAAUACUACCAGCCAGGGCCCUCCCUCAAAUUCUUGUAUAUCUAUGGAAGUUUGUGUGGAACAGACACACACCAGAAUAUGAUCAUUUCUAAAUGGCCUUCAAAAGCUUAGCUGGGAAGCAGGGGAGGGCAGAAUUUUGUUGCCAAAAGAAUCCAUCUUUUGAAUAAGGAUGAAUAUUAUUAAUUAAAAGAAUUUUCCAAACAAG
Hemicordylus capensis (graceful crag lizard) is the source of this 3111-nucleotide messenger RNA. It is a transcript of the gene CA11, whose product is annotated as carbonic anhydrase 11. The transcript has 9 exons. The coding region runs from base 1114 to 2112 and encodes 332 amino acids. NCBI's taxonomy places the organism in Eukaryota, Metazoa, Chordata, Lepidosauria, Squamata, Cordylidae. Gene Ontology annotation, molecular function: zinc ion binding; carbonate dehydratase activity. The record is from RefSeq and is a predicted model, not a curated record.